UCAAAUUUGCUAGUACAUCUAACACUCCCCUCCUCCCCCCAGAUAUAUAUAUUUUCAUAUCAAUGACACCCAUCAUGAGUGAGAUUCUAACCUGCAUUUUUUUUGUAUCCCUUUCACCUAUGCAACCUUAAGCCCAUAGUGGGAAAUUUUUAAUUUGUGGUGCAUGUGGUAACUAACUUAUUUAAAAAAAAAAUUGUUUGUUUUUUUUACUCAUUUUGUAUUUUGUAUGAUGUACCCAACUGCUGUUCUAAUCUCCUUUAAAAGCCCUGCCAGUAAUACAUUCAUUAAAACAAACACACUACAUUUGACUAACUCAUUUACCUGCAGAAGCAUGACACAACCACCAAAGAACACAUCCCAUGCAGACAGAAACUCACUUUGUGGAAAAGACAGAACCAGUGAUAAUGAGGAUUUUGUUUUAGUGGACACAGCAAGAAACCUAUUCCUUGAAAACAAAAUCGGACUUUACUCUAUUUGUGGGAGCACCCCUUGACUCGACUGCAUUUUCAUAGAAAAAAACUGAGAUAUUGUAAUUCUGAUCACCAUGGAUCGCUUUAAGAUGAUAUUUCAGUACUUCCAGUCCAACUCAGAAUCAGUAAUGAAUGGAAUUUGUGGGAUCCUAGCACUGGCAAGUGUAAAAAUCUACAACUCCCUAGAUUUUAACUGCCCAUGUCUUCCCCGAUAUAACAUGAUGUACGGCAUGGGGAUUAUGUUUGUGCCUCCAAUUGCUCUCUUUCUGUGUGGCCUUAUGGUAAACAGGCAAUCGGUAAUAAUGAUUGAAGAAUGGCGCAGACCUCCUGGAAACCGGAAAAACGACUUUGCGAUUGUAAAGUACAUGUGCACCUCUGUGUUCAUACGAGCUAUGGUAGCUCCGGUGGUGUGGAUUUUGACUACACUGUUGGAUGGAAAUUGUUUUGUCUGUGCAUUUAGUGGCUCAGUAGACCCUGACAAAUUUCCAGGCUUUGCUAACAGUUCUUCACCAGAAUUACAGCACCUUCUGUACAAGGUGCCUUGUAAGGAAGACGUCCUAAUCAGGAACAACACUUCAAGGAAAGCAGUAUCAAGAUAUUUAAAAUGCUGGUCACAGGCUUUAGGAUGGGGCAUUCUGUUAGUUCUCAUAGUUCUGGCAUUUCUGGCUCGCUCUCUCAAGCCUUGCUUUGAUCAAACUGCCUUUCUACAAACACGAUACUGGAGCAACUACAUUGAUAUCGAACAAAAGAUUUUUGAUGAGACCUGCUGUAAACAUGCACGAGACUUUGCCCACAAAUGUAUCCUCCAUUUCUUUCAAAGCAUGCACAAUGAGAUGAAAAUAGCCAAUUUUACCAAGAAGUCAGAGGAUGAAGAAGACCACAUCCAUGGAAUUACUGACAGGGAGCAGGUUAACAAACUGUUAAAAUCGUGGUACCAGAGUAAACCUCCACUUUCUCUUAACUACCCAACUCAGAGACAACAUAUCAAAGGGAAAGGCAAUGGCUGCUGCUUGGAAGAUCAUAAACAGACAGAUGUGUAAAUACAGUUAGUACAUUAGCAGUUCUAGUGUGUGCAUAUGGAUUUGCACCACUACACCUAAAAUCCCAAGCCUUUAUUUCAUAAGGUAAAGUAGUGAGAUAUGCACAAAGGAGUAACCAGUGACAAGCAAAAUAAUCUUACAUUGUUUACUUGUGUGCCUUACUUGCUAAAAUAAAAUUGCUAUUUUGAUA
This is a messenger RNA of Rana temporaria (common frog), 1700 nucleotides long. RefSeq names its product calcium homeostasis modulator 3 (gene CALHM3). Lineage: Eukaryota; Metazoa; Chordata; Amphibia; Anura; Ranidae. Bases 545 to 1510 code for a protein of 321 amino acids. Gene Ontology annotation, molecular function: monoatomic cation channel activity. The transcript has 3 exons. The record is from RefSeq and is a predicted model, not a curated record.